AUGGCUCCUGGAAAUCUCACCUGGGUCACUGAGUUUGUUCUCACAGGUAUCUCAGACCAGGCAGAGCUCCAGAUUCCACUCUUCCUCAUUUUCCUGGGGAUCUACGGGCUGACGGUGGCAGGGAACCUGGGCAUCAUCACCCUCACCAGUGCUGACUCUCGACUUCAGACCCCCAUGUACUUUUUCCUCCGGCACUUGGCUAUCAUCAAUCUUGGGGGUUCUAGUGUCAUUGCCCCUAAAAUGCUGAUCAAUUUUUUAGUGAAGAAGAAAACCACCUCCUACUAUGAAUGUGCCACCCAACUGGGGGGGUUCUUGCUUUUCAUUGUAGCUGAGGUGUUCACAUUAGCCGUGAUGGCCUAUGACCGCUAUGUGGCCAUUUGCAAUCCGCUGCACUACAUGGUGGUGAUAUCUCGGCACAUCUGCCUUCUACUGGCUUUCCUCACAUACCUUUAUGGCUUUUCCACAGGUAUUGUGGUUUCCUCUAGUAUAUUCUCUCUGUCAUUUUGUUCUUCCAAUGUAAUCAAUCAUUUUUACUGUGAUAUUGUCCCUCUGUUAGUAUUGUCCUGCUCUGACACUUACGUUCCAGAAACAAUAGUAUUUAUAUCUGCAUCUACAAAUUUGGUUUUAUCUAUGAUAAUAGUUCUAGUAUCUUAUUUCAACAUUCUGUUGUCCAUUCUAAGGAUACGUUCGUCGGAAGGAAGGAAAAAGGCCUUUUCCACAUGUGCUUCACAUAUGAUGGCAGUCACAGUUUUUUAUGGGACACUGCUAUUCAUGUAUUUGCAGCCUCAGGCUAACUACUCACUGGAUACUGAUAAAAUAGCUUCCGUGUUUUAUACACUGGUGAUCCCCAUGAUGAAUCCCAUGAUUUACAGCCUGAGGAAUAAGGAUGUGAAGGCAGCCUUAAACAGAUUUCUGACAAACUCAUGCAAUUCUUUUAAAUGA
Manis pentadactyla (Chinese pangolin) is the source of this 942-nucleotide messenger RNA. RefSeq names its product olfactory receptor 8J3-like. The record is from RefSeq and is a predicted model, not a curated record. Gene Ontology annotation, biological process: G protein-coupled receptor signaling pathway; sensory perception of smell. Gene Ontology annotation, cellular component: membrane. The coding region runs from base 1 to 942 and encodes 313 amino acids. NCBI's taxonomy places the organism in Eukaryota, Metazoa, Chordata, Mammalia, Pholidota, Manidae. Gene Ontology annotation, molecular function: G protein-coupled receptor activity; olfactory receptor activity; odorant binding. The transcript has a single exon.